AUGAAGCACAUUUUCAAGAGGUUCCACUUCGGCGGUGGCCAUGACCCCAGUCGCCCCUCCCACGAGAUCUCCGCCUCCAGCGUCCCCUCUUCGUCGGCGACGUCACCGACGGCGUGGUGUGGUUCGAAUCACCGGGGGCGCGGGGGCGGGGCGGUGGGGGCCCCCGAAAUCGCCCCGCCGUCGCCAUCGCCGUCGCCGUCGCCGUCUCCGGAGGAGGGGAGUGCCAGGGCAGCGGCGGAGCGGGCGGAUUACUUCUCGUCGGAGGAGGAAUUCCAGGUUCAGCUGGCGCUCGCGAUCAGCGCGUCGAAUUCAGAGUUCAGGGAAGACCGGGACAAUGAGCAGAUCCGGGAGGCCACUCGCCUCAGCCUUGGUAAGCAGCAGACGGACUCCGCGGGAGAGGAGGGCACCGCCGAGCUGCUCUCGAGGCGUUACUGGGUGAGUGAUGGUGGCCAUUUCUGGUGGUCAAUCCCAAUUUUGCGACGAGUUAUUCAUCAUGCGUCGCCUUUCAAUACCUACAUGAACUCAGAACCUCCGGCCGUUAUAAAUAUUCAUAUAAUGAACGAAUGAGAUCUCAUAAGUUCCUGGUGGUGCUGUAACAUAGUGAAAAAUUCAGUGUUUUUUACACGUGGAGUAAAAUAGCUGCUCAAAUUCUCCGGGCAUUCAAAUUUCCAUACAUGCUGUAAUCCCUUGUUCAGAGAGUCCAUUGAGGUAUUUUAAGGUACUUUUUUGACUUUCUUUCUCCCAUAUUCUGUGCUCCUCAUAGUAAACCGACUACAAGUUGGAGUGCUUCAGAUGAUAUUUUUUUCAUUCUUUUAAAGCUGUUGUGACACUAAGCUGUUAAUUUAGGAUGAGCUUGUUUGAUGUUUCUUAGCAUUGUGGAGAGGAAAUAGUGAUAAUUUCGUAUUACCAUGAAGCACAACAUUAGUAAUCACUGUUUUUCUUUAUUCUCUUCAGUUAUUUCCCGAAACUGCAGAAGAUGGAAGUUCUGUUUGCAAUGAAGACAACGAAAAUCAAUGCAUUCAAAUAAUUAAAGAAAACCCAUUUCUACGACUAAUCCUGAGAACCUAGUUUGAGAGGAGGAACACGAGAUAGUUAAAAAACAAUGGUAUGCUUAGUAUAAUUCGUCUAUUUCUCUACAUGAACAGUGCCCUUCAAGUAUCCAUAGAACUGAAGACUUUGUGUAUUAAGAAUACCAUUCUAUCUGGUUCUUGCACUCUGUUAGUCCUCCAUAUCUUAAUAUAAACAAUAUCUGACAACAGCCUCUUCAGGUACACAGGUCCUCUCAUGAUUCGUGAAGAUGAUCAAUUCACUUUUGCGAGUCUUUGCAACUUUAAAUGGAAGAAUCACACCGAAGUUAUCUUUAUAUUGCAAAUCGUACGAUUAAGAUAGAAUAUAACCACACUCUAAUCCGUGAAAAUUGGCACAUUGUUGGGCCUAACUGGCAGCCAUAUUUAAUGGUUCCAUUGGCUUCUAUAAUGAUUGGUUCCUUCUUUUGGUAUACAGACUUUUUUCUGAUCUGCUAUACUCGUUAGUAAUUUGCCAUUCUGUUUGCAAUCUUUCACUGAGGCAUUUUUUGUUUAUCACUUAUAUCUUUCAUUUUAGCAUAAAGGAUUAUUUGUUUGAAUGAUCCUACAUAGUGGCGCUAUUAUGCAUUUUCUUGAACUGUGUGUAUCACGGCAUUGGACCAGAUGAAUAACUUGGGGUCGUCAACAACCCUCUUUUGUAGAGCCCCAUGAUGAUGCAUCGCAUAGAAUCUUCAAUUUUAUGUUCUGAUGCUUCUAGUUGGUGUGGAUUGUGGUUAAAAUUAAUGUAACCUAUGUUCUCAAAAGUUCUACGCCAAGUGUCCAGAAUUACUGCGUUUUUCGCAUAAGAUUAAGAAAGCAUGAAUUUGUGAAAUAAUGUAAUAUAUUUUUUCUAUUAACUCUUCAUUUUUUGAGGAUUUCAAGAAAUAUCUUUCUAUCUGGAUCCAUCUCUGUAGUAUGCCAAACUACAACUAGAUUCUGCAUGACCUAAUCCCUCAUACGGUCUGUAGAUCCGCCAGGUCGAUGUAAAAUUGGGUAGGCUAACCAACGAGGAAUAUGAGUUUUUUGUUCAUUGAGUUGGUUGGAUACACCUUUGAUUGACAUAACCUUAUCUUUUAUGGCUCUUAAUAAGCUCGGACAAGUGGGAGACUACCACACGAAGAUUUGUUUACUGUUUUCAUAGCAGAUCGGAUCAGAUUCUAAGAAAAUCUGAAAAGUGUGAAACAUUUCUGUAUGGGUUAAUUCUCGUAACAUUGUUGUUUUAAAUCAUUCAUUGAUCUUGUUUUAAACCUACGUAGCUUUUGGAAAAUUGUCAUCUAAAGAAGCCCGUUAUCAAUGCUUACUAUAUUUUUCUCACUCUUGCUUCUAUUUCAUUUUGUGUCAGAACGGUGUUAUGUUUCCCGUUCUGUUUUUUGGAUCUUUCAUACAUCUGUUCAUCUGUUUGUUGGCCCAUAUCGAGGAAUAUGAGAUUUGAAAUUUAGAAGCUUGUAAUGCCUACCUAUGACAUUUUCUCAUUCUUGGUUAUUAUUUGUAGUGGGUCAGGAAGUGGUUAUGUUUCCCAUUCAGUUUUUUGAUCCUUGCUGCAUCUGUUUAUUGCCAGGAUUACAAUGUGCUCGAUUAUGAUGUGAAAGUGAUGGAUGGCUUUUGUGAUAUAUUUGGCCUAUGUGUUGAUCCAGUGGGUCACGGAAAGAUGCCUUCCCUUGCAGAUCUCCAAACAAAUAUUGGGGAUCUUGGUUUUGAAGUUAUAAUCGUAAAUCGGGCAAUUGACCCUGCCAUUGUAGAGUUGGAGCAAAUUGCUUACUGUAUUGCCUUAGACUGCCCCUCUUCUGAGGUUAAUCUUCUCGUGCAAAGAAUUUCUGAUCUUGUUUCUGAGCAUAUGGGUGGUCCUGUAAGGGAUGGCAGUGAUUUCCUUGCAAGGUGGAUGGAACGAAGUUCUGAGCUGCGAGCUUCUCUACAGACAAGCUUAUUGGCUAUUGGUAGCAUAGAUAUUGGUCUCUCUCGUCACCGUGCGCUUCUUUUCAAGGUUAAGGGCAGUUUCUCUUUUGCUGUUUCUUGAUAACUUUCCUUUUAUUAUGUGCAGGAUUAUUAGGAAAUAACAUUCUUUUUGUGCCAUUUUAUUUUUAACUGUAUUUAUUGGCAUCUACUUCCGUGGUUAUGUUUUUCAAUUCUUUCUAAAUAUGUUUUCUGAUUUCAGUUAGUUUAUCCCUGGUCAUUUGCUGCAGGUUCUUUUGACUUUGAAUUAAGGUAUCACUGAUAAUCCUUAGUGAAGGUUGUAGGAUGUAAACUUCACAUUCCAUGAAUUUUUGAAAUCCGCUCCCACAGUCUUUUCAUUCAAUCUCCUUGCUUUCUAAUUGUCUUCAUUAUUCGGUUGUGGAGAUUGGCUUUUCAUUCUACAUUAUUUUUUUUUAUACGCUUCAAAGAGAGUUUUUACCCUCAUUUUGGUCUGUAAUGUCCUUUUGGUUCACAUGGACCCUAUCUGGGUAUUUCUUGAAAUGGCUUGUUCCAAUCUGAAUACAUAUAUUUUUAAUGAGUUUCGACUUCAAGGCUUGAUUGGCUGACUCAAAAGAUUGAUUGGCCUGUUGUUGUUCCUGGUCAGUCUGAUUCAGUCUGGCUGGGGGAUACGGCUAAUGAAGUCCAGGAACAGGCUAUUCGGGAAGUCCAAUCCUGAUCCCUAUCCCGUCCGUUCUUGCUUCAUGCUCCUAUUCUAAAUCGGAUUUGUGAAUCGUCUGCUUUGGUCUACACCUCUUGCGGUCACCCUCCCCACUUCCCCCUGAAGUGGCUGAUAGUAAGAUUCUUGUUCUAGUGUGAGCAAAAGAAGAUUCAAGUGAGAUGGACGUGACAGAUGGAAUCCUUCUCUAGAGUUGUAGGGCUUAUUUUGUGUAUAAACAUACCAUGCAUGCUAUUUGAUUUCAAUCUCCUUAUCUUGUGUUUUAUUGAAGUGAAUUUAAGUAUUUUAGAUGAGGUGAAAUUUGGUUCCUUGUUCUCUUUUUUUUUGGGUGGUGGUACACCAUGAAAGAAUUGAUGCAAAUAUUAUCUUGACUUUGUGGAACGUUUCUAGGUGUCUUAGGAAUUGGGCAAUCUUAAUUUCAUCGAAGGAAACCGGCUUGCCUCUAAUUGUCGUUAUUUUUUCCCUUAUUUUCUUGCGAUAGUUUUGACCUUAUAUGUUGCCAGAAAAGAAUCUUUUAAUUUACUUAUCUAAAUAGCUGUCUGGUAACAGUAAACUACUUUUUCAACAGUAGAACACCCAAAAUCUGCCGAUUGUCUUCAUGUUGCGUAUUAGGAUCUUGUAUCACUGCCUGAUCUUUCAACUUUUUAUUAAAAUAUUUUCACUCCUGUGUUUCAUUUGUCUGUGAUAGGAAUAGAUAUAGCGAGAUAUGGUAGCUUACUUGGUGAACUUAUUAUCUUUAUUCAACUGUAGGUUUUGGCAGAUCAUGUUGGCAUUCCUUGCAAGCUGGUCAAGGGAAGUCAUUAUACUGGUGUUGAUGAUGAUGCUGUCAAUAUCAUUAAGUUGGAUAACAGGUGUGCACCUUGGUUAUCCAUAUUCUGGUUUUAUUUUGCGAUAUCCACUCCGCCAUAGUUGCAUUUUCUCUGACAUUGAAACAUGUCUGAAUCUGCUGUUAUUUGUAUUUUCCAUGCGAAUCCUGCCAUAACUAAUUGCCGGUUAUUUUUUUCAUAUUUAAUUGGCAUAAAAAAUAAAUUAUGUGAUUUUUCUUUUAUGGUAGAAGAACCCUCUUUUUGUGGUGACCAGCUUUUCCAAAAGUGAGCCAUUUUCUGUCACGAGCAUCUGAACUUUCCCUAAUGAAUGCAGUGUCACUUGUCGAGUUGAAAUCAAUAAUAUAAAAAAUGUGUGAACCAUUUUUUCUUGAUGCUUAUUGGAAGUAAUGGUCAACAAAUGGAUACUAGGUUGGUCUUGUGAAUCUUAUUAAAAUAAGAUAAAUAUCAAUGAACAGAUGAAAAGUGUUUUCAUUGUAGACAGUGUUUAGCAUUUCAUCUACAUAGAACGUUAUUUUCUGGUUUAUCUCCAUAGGUAGUGGGAAGCAAUUUCUUCUUGAAGGAAGAAAUUAAGGUUCAAGCUCUGAACAAGUUGGGGCUAAUGAUAAUAAGUAUAGUUAUAAUCAUUGCCCCCAUUAUCAUCAUAAAACUGUAUUUCAUCAGUCAGUGUACAGUCAGCUAAGGCCUCCUGAUGCCAAGAAAUUUGAGCUGGGGUGUGGUUUUCAUCCAAUCUAAAGGAAAAGAAAUGACCAAAAGAAAAAAUAAAUUAGAAGGAUGUAUGUUCAGCUGUUAGGUGAUAUUUGUAACAUGUUUAAUGUGAAGAAAGAACGUGGUUUUACUCAGGUAAUUGGCAACUUGGUGGGGACAAAAGAAGCCGAGAAAAAGGAAGAGGAAGUGGGUAGCUUCUCCGUUCAUCUUCUUUUUUCAUUGCUGACAAUGUGGUACUCUCGCGUUCUUCUUCUAUUUCCUCAGCCAAAAUCAGGUCCUUUUUGUCCUUCUUCUCCUCCACAUCCUCCUUCCUUUCCUUCUUCUACUUUUGUUCUUGCUCAUGCUGCGAUCCCAGUUUUUGCAUGGCAGUGAGUGUUGGGGAAAUUUUAGUGUCCCACAUCUAGUGGGCUAAGCAAGUCCAAGCUACCUGGCUUGUAUAGUUAGCGGCUGAUUCCAUAGAUUAGUGACCUGCCACCGGCCUAAUUUCUGUCCCCUCUUUGAUACCACCAUAACACUGAUUCAUGAUAAGUGUGGGCACAUGGGAAUCACCAAGCUAAUAUUGGCCAGGCAAUGGGAGAUCAACAUAUGUAAAGGCAAGUGAAAAAGAAGUGCAGGUUUCGAAUAUCAAACUAUAUCUAAAUCUACUGCUCAUCUAUAGAACUGUUAUUCCUCUUGAAAGCUUACUAAUGUGCUGUAGAGUAUUGAGUGGAUUAGCCCAGUAGGUGGCUCGUCUGACCAAAAUGAUGCCAAAAGUUCAGUGAUUGUACUUGCGAUUAAACUUGCCAAAAGUUUAGUCUUAUUUGGUUGAAUCCUCCUUUUCACAGAACUGGCAGCCAUUUGUCAAGGCAAGGUCGAAUUUAUUCACACUAAAAUAUAAAAUCACUAAUUUAUGGUUUUGAAAAUUUCUCAUUUUUUAAUUGGAAAGUUACCCAUGACUUUAAAAGCCUUGAUCUGUGAGACACCUCAAAAAUGCAGAAAGAUCUGGAUGAUAGUUUUUAGGGGGCUUCAAAAGUUCAAGAUAUUCUUCUUGCCUGUGAGGGGCUGUAUUUCUGUUGACAUUCUUCUUGGGCCAAGUUGUUUCGUAACUAGUGGUAUUUCUAUUGACAAUGGAUAUGUCAAGUGUAUGAAGUAAAAUGAAGCUUUAGUCUGUUGUAAAAUCUUAGAAGGAACUAUAUGGAGGAUAUAAAAGAAAUAUGUAUCGAAAACAACAGAGGAAAGGGAUUCAAACAAUAGACGAAUGUAAGUCAAAGGCAGGUAUGAAGCAUAGAUGAAUAAUAGAAUAGGAAGGAAAUGCCACAAGUGUAGGAGAAUGGAAUCAAAAUGGAAAACACUAUUAUAUGAUGGAGAAAUAGAGAUAUGGGGCAAGUGUAGUGUGUUGAAGAGUAAGAGACAAUGUACAGAAUAAAUAUUUUAUUUUUUUAUUUAUUCCAAUAUUCAUAUUGCAUAUUUGCGGUCUCCAAGGUGGUGAAAAUAAUAUACUUAUAUCGUCAACUAUAUGUACCCUUCUUUUACUGUUGAAGAUAUCGGAGAAAUUGAUAUUUAUUUCAAGUUAAUGAUAUAAAUUUAUUAUGAAAUUUUUUCUUGAUUGUGAUGUUCAUUUUUUUCUGUCUCCCUCUCUCAGGGAGUUUCUGGUUGAUCUGAUGGCCGCCCCUGGAACCCUUAUUCCAGCUGAUGUUCUUAGCGCUUGGGGUAAUUCCUUGGAAUUUGGUAAUCAAAGGACGAUGAAUCAAGCCUCUUGGACAGCUAAUGAUUCAAUGUCACCUCUUCUGUGGAUAGAGCCAAAUCAUUGUGAUGCAGGGAUUGGGAAAUCAACUUCAGAGAACAGUGAGAUUAUGGGUAAGAUGAUGAAACCUAAAAAUUCAUCAUCUUCAAGUGCAAGUAGUGGAGAAUUUUCUUCAAGCAGUUUCAGCCGUUCCGGGAAAAAAAUGUUGAAUGAAGUUCUAGGUGGUAAUCCAAAUCAGUUUGGACCAUCUACAAGCGCGGUUCCUCAGAAAGUGGAUAUUGAAAUUCCCUUGGUCAGUGGGCAAGAUAUCAUAGACUCUGGAAACCUUUUUGCUGAAUUUAAUCCAUUCCAGUUGACUGGAUCUGAUAGAGCUCCUCAGUGUCACAAACCCACUGAAACUUGUAAAGAUGACUUUCAGAGGAGUAGAGUAAACAUAGUUGCAGGUUCUGGAAGUCCGCCUCCUCCCAUGUUUUGGAAAAACCGGUCUUCAUGCAAUGAGAUAUAUGAUACAAGUCUCCUUCCACGGAAAAAUGUUGUGAAAGAUCUUAAUACUUCAUCAUUAUCAUCUUUGAGCUCAGCCAGUCCUGGAGUUUUGAACUCUGAUUUGAAAAGCACUGGUAGCUCCUUUGAGGUGAGUAGCAGUCGCUCUGCCUGUGAAGAUGGAAAGAAAGAGUCAGGUUUGGAUCAAUGUUACCCAGUAUCGGUUCAUCAUAGUGUCAUAGAUGGCGAGGUUGUGAAUACUGAAUCUUUAGAAACGAAGCAUGAAAGCAAGGCUGAUCACCGACUAGUUCGGCAGAGUAACAUUUUGUGUGGACCUAGUGAUGUGAAAAACUCUGCUGACAAAUAUUUUUGGAGAAGAUGCACGAAUGACAGAUUUAUGAACUCCAGAUUUCUACUGAAAGAUCCUGGACCUUCAAUAAUUCCACAGCAGACACCAAUACAAAAUCUUGAUCCCGUGUUAGAUGAUGUAGCUGAAUUUGAGGUCCCAUGGGAGGUCCUUGCAAUUGGUGAAAGGAUCGGGUUAGGUAAUAUAUCAAGUUUUGUCUCAAUAAUUUUGCCUUUUUGUCACCAUUGCUAUUCUUGGCCAACCUUAUUGUUGAGCGUGAUUUUUCCUCUACAUCUGGUUCAAAAUUUUCAUUUUUAGUAGGACCUCAUGGAUGAUCUAAACUGUAUAAUGACAAAUGCUGUCUCAUUAUUUAUUUCUGGUACUUUGGGGGAAGGCCCCCCCAAAUCAGUGCAUAGAAAGAGAGUUUUUAGGCAUCUGGUUCUGAUCCUAAAAAAAUUCCUUGAAUUAUUGGUACUGUAACCAAAGAUCAGGGCCCCAACAUUUGAAAAGAGACGCCUGUUGAAGUAAUUCAAUGCCUUCUUAUGCCGAGGUGAACAGAAAAUUAAAAUUAAUAUAUAUUUGUUUAGAGAUCCUGGACACAUGAUGAAGCUGUAUUUUAGGUUUCUGUGGAAUGUUUUGUAUGCAUAAUAUAGAUGGUAAGAUUUUAUCAUUGAUCCUUUGAUUUAUUCAUAAAUUCAGUGGAACAAUCACAAAAAAAAUCUAACAGUUUGGAUUUAAUUUGCAUAACUUUCAGUGUCAGAACUUUCUGCGCAGAUUUUCCAGGUUUUUUUUGUCUGCUCUGCAUAGGGUUCAAAUUAGUGUACAGUAACCCCCUUUUCUGUUUAUUUAUUCUUCGUAUUAUCUUCUAAUUUAUUUCAGCGACUUUAAAAUGGGAAUGUAGAAAGAAAUGUAACUCCAGUAUAUUUUCUGUGUAAAACUUUUUAAAUGAAAUGAAUAAUUUCAAAUUUCUUGUUAUGUUAGGGUCUUAUGGGGAGGUAUACCGUGCUGAUUGGAAUGGCAAGGUGAGUCAAAUCAUUUCUCUGAUUUCUACUUUAUUUAUUGGUGUCCUUGAUAUGCUGUUCCAGAGCCAGUAGAAAACGUGAGAAAAUAAGUAUUGUGCAUCAGAUGUAUUACGAAGUGCUUUGGAUGAUUUUAUUCUGCUGAAGACUUUGGGAGAAAUUUAUAUUGGAAUCUAAUGAGAGGUUUUGUCAUUAUUACUGAUCCACUAGUACAUUUCUUCAAAUAUAAUAAUUUAUGUCACCGUACACAGUGGGGAAUGCUGUGGGGCAUACUUUUUUUCCUUAUUUUGUAUUGAUUUUUCAUUUUUUUGUAAAUGGCCUUUUUGGAUAUCUUGCAUAAUGUACUUCGUAGAUACUAUGCCCAGAGUUGGAUAAUAAUACUGUUUUUGUGUAUCCAUCGUUUUCUUAGCAAAUGCAAUGGAAGGUUCAGUCGGAAACAAGUUAGGUUUUUUCUCUCCUGUUUCGUCUUCCUUGGUAUCAAAGAUUUUUAACCUGAAAGGGGAGGUGAAGCCCAUUGUUUGAUUCAUGAUGUACUACCAUGAUUGUUUUCAUGCCAUGGGUUCAACUUUUGCUAAGUAGAUCUCAGUACAACUUUUUUGACUUCGCACUUCUUGCAUUCUCUUGCCUGUAUCUGCUACAUUCUAGAAGUAUUUACAUGAAAUAUGAUGACAAUUACUUCGAUAGUUGUCAAAUAGGAUUUCCAAAGACGUCCAUUAAUGUAUGCCAAUGAUUAUAGUCAUUAUCUUCACAUCAGGAAUGAAAUCAGGUGACACUGGUCGAAUCCAGAUUGUGAUUGGAUUGGUCAAAUACUAAAGUCCAUGUAAUAUAGGGAAAUUCAUGUUUACCAAUAAAAACCAUAGCUAAUGUGAGUGUUCUUUCAAGUAAAAGAGUAGAUAAUAGAUUUCAUCAUACGACAUCUGUGCUAGGAGCUCAGUAACAUUCUUCUUUGACAUAAGAUAUUCUAUUUAUCUAAUAUGGCCCGCUUUGCCCUUUGGAUCUUUUUAAUGACAGGAAGUGGCUGUGAAAAAAUUCUUAGAUCAGGAUUUUUCUGGAGAUGCUUUGGCCGAGUUUCGACGAGAAGUGAGUGACUAGAUUCUUUCACGUGAAUUUUCUUCAAAAAUACUUUAUUUUGUUGAUACAUUACUUUAAUAGUUAUAUCUGUAGAUUUUAAUCACACGUUAAUGUUAAGAAGACAAUGAUGUAUCUUUGAUGUCAGGUACGAAUCAUGCAGAGAUUGUGCCACCCAAAUGUUAUCCAUUUCAUGGGGGCUGUCACUCGUCCUCCUAACCUUUCUAUUAUCUCCGAAUUUCUCCCAAGGUAGAAUUUUUUGUUUUCAAAGGUCUCUCCUAUUUAUAAUUGUUGAUUAAAUGUUGUGCAGUAAAUUACACUGUUUGCAUUUGAUUUUUGAUAGCAACAUUCUGGUUGCUUUUAGCGAGUUUUCUGAGUUUAAUUUCACAACCACUUUGUUUUGAGGAACUAUGAUAAGAUCCCAAAUCAGAGAAUAACGAACUUGUCUUAUUUAAUGAAAAUAAGACAGAAACAGAAACAAAUGAAGAGACAGAAAUACUAGAAGAAUUAAGAACUGGUUGGAGAGUUGCAUACAACUCCUGAUCUGGAACCCCCAAACCCUCUCGUUGAUCCACGAGCAUAAUACCACCGAUUUUUCCCCCUAGAUUCCUUCCUCUCUUGCUCCUUAUAUCCUGCUUCUUGCCAUAACUGCUCUUUGCUGUAAUUGCUCCUUGCUAUAACUGCUCCUUACUAUAACUGCUCCUAAGUAACUGCUACCUGUCAAAACUUCUCCUUCCCUCCGUCCUGAAGUAAUGCUGACCGUUACUCUCUUAUUGGCUUUUGGGCCUUCUUCCUUCUAAAAUAUGUGCGUGGAUGCUUAUCAAACUAUCGCAGAAGUUUUUUUUCGUUUUGAUUUUCAUGAUCCCGAAUAUAAUAAUAAUUUUUUAGUCAUUACUUAUGUGCAUAGGUAAUGUUGGUGAUCUGUUAAAUAAAAAUAAUGUACUCACUAUUUUUCACUGGAAUACAUGAAAUUGCCAGUCAGGGAGUGAUAAUUUUUCUAGGAUUCUAGUUACAGAUUUAUAGUGGAAUUGUAGCAAUGUACUUCCCAUUUACUUCUCUGACCGUUUCUCCAUGUCUGAUCACCAGUUGGUUACUUUUUGGUUUAAUCAUUAUUGACUGUUCUAUAGUAUGAUGUGAGGUAAGGUUUUGGAUAUGCUAGUUACAGAUACAGCCAAGAGAAUGCAAGAUAUAUAAAUUUAAAUAGAGCCCCUAAAAGAUUCCUACAACGGAAUGGCUGGUAACUUUGGAGAUAUUGCAUCUUAGAGAUAGUGAAGAAGUUUUUUUUUACUUUAAACUGAAUGUGAUAGAUCAUUGUAAUUUUUGUGGUACCAGCAGUAACUAAGAUUGGCAAGUGAAAGGAAUGUUACAAUGUACAAUGACACAAUCAAUUAGAUGUUUAGAGUUGUGUUAAUUUUUCUUCAUUAACUUAACACUCAAGAUUCGAAAACCGUAAAUGUUUUUUCAUGAUAGUGAUUUAUGAACGAUCACAGAUUUUGGAACAAAGUGCCAGUGGAGUAAGAUAAGAUGUUGAACAAUAGUGAUGGAGAUCCACAGUGGGAGAUCCACAGACACCUAGUGAUGGAGAAUAGAUAGAUAGGUAGGAGUUUUACUGUUACACACAUAGAUGUACAUCGAGGGAGCAUUCUUCUAAACUCAAGAUCAUCCAAUAGGUUUAGGUUUAAGGAUUAUAUUUUGAUUGGGAGUCAGCUAGGGCUAAUCUCUAUUCGUAGAUUGUGGUUGAUUGAUCCAUUUUCGCUGAAGGCAGGUUGCUAUAUUGGCUUAACUUAAUAAUCUUUAAAAUAUUGAGGAAAAAUAAAUGAAGAAGAAUACCAAAACCUUUAUCUUUCAGCCUAACUGAAUUUCAGAGUGUUUUUUAAAACAGUUAGACGUUAUUUAACUGGCUGAGUGGCUACUUAGAGUUAUCACGGAACUACUUAGUGGUGGCUAGUGAUCAAUAGUAUAUACCUAUGCUGUGGCAACAUCAUGGUUCAAAUGUUUUCAUCAGACAGUUUAUGGUAUCCUACCACUUCAUGCACAGUAAUUUUUUAGUUGAAAGUUUGUUUCAUUUUUCAGAUUCGGGUUAAUCCUAUCUGAAUCAGGGAUGGGAUCGUCUUCCUGAUUCCCAUCAUGGUGUAAAUUUUUGAAUUGUGUAUAGUGAGAUCCUGGUUCUUUCAAGUCUGAAGUUUUGCCAAUCUUGUCAUGCAAUUGACACUAACCCACUUCUUUUCCCUCUUCACUGGGAGUGAGGAUGUGGUUAUUAUUUGUUGUGUCAGUCUUGCUCUUCAGGGUAAUGUCAUGUGAAGUUUUGACCCAGUUUUGAAGAAGAGAUGGUCUAAUUGAGAUCUUUUCUGCCAAGUGGCGGUGGAUGUUGAUGGAUUGUAGUGAAAGAUGGAAUGAUGUAGGGAGACAACAUUGUAAUGUCACUGUAGACUCAGUAAGUGAUAGGCCUGUUCCAAAACGGGAUUGGGAGGUGCAUGGCUGGUUAGUGGUACGUUUCAACUGUCAAUUGGACGAUUCAGAUGGUGUAGACUGCUCCUGCUUAUGGAGCUGUGGUCUGUGGAAUCAUUCAAUGCUGGGUCAAAAGUGAAAGACUGAUAGACGCUUUAAAUCGCAUUACUGCUUAAAAACCUGGUUCCGAUUUAGAUUGGCAUUCGUGAAACCUGAUCUAAUUUCGGGACCAACCUGACCUAGCAGCCUUCAGGAAGCUAAAAAUCGUGUCACAUGCUGGAUGUAUUUCUCUAUUUUAGGAUCAGAGUUUUUGGAUUCGUAGGAAUAUGGAGAAAAUUAAUCGGUGACCCCUCGAUUUUUAGAAUUUUUUACCUUCUUGAACUAAGGAUCGAUGAUUUCUUUUUUUUGGUGUAUUCUCAAGAAUAAGAUAAAAAUGUGUACUGACAGUAAAUACCCAGAGACCAUCUCAUAUGAUGAUAUUUCAGUUACGUUGUAUUCUAUGAGUCUCUCUCUAUCAGGAAAUAAGAUUGGACUCGAUGAACUUCAAUGCUAUUCACUCCAAAAUAGUUGGACUAGUUUGGUGGUUCACCAAGUGAAUUUUUAUGUAUUUUGUUAUACACCAAGGUUGGUUAUAAACAUCCUUUGGGUUUGUUUGUUAAAUAUGCCAAUCUCUUGGGAGGACAUGGAAAACACUAUCUCAUUUUUGACUUUUUUCACAAUGCCAUCAUAAAUUGCAUGACAUAAUGGAGUUGCAUUCAUGAGGUAUCUUGAAAUGCCUCAUAAGAAUUUUCUUAUUUUCUCAUGCUUCAGUAAUUCUAUGUCUUGUACUUGUGAAAAUUCGAUUGAUUUUUAUGUGUAAAUAUUGGCCUGACAGGGUAUGGUUGUAUCAUUUUGGCUGAUUCCUUUUUCAGAGGGAGUUUGUAUAGAAUCCUUCAUCGUUCUGAUUGCAAGAUUGAUGAGAAGCGUCGAAUUAAAAUGGCCCUUGAUGUGGUAGGAACUGUCAAAGCAUCAAGAUUAGUUGCAUAUGAGUUUGUACUGCACAUUAUGUAUCUUUAACAUCCAGUUGCCUUGUUCUUUAGGCCAAGGGCAUGAAUUGUUUGCAUACGAGUACUCCCAUAAUUGUACAUCGAGAUUUGAAGUCGUCAAAUUUGUUGGUGGAUAAGGAUUGGAAUGUCAAGGUAUUGGAAAGCUUUUGUUACCUUUGAAAUUUUUUUAUUUUCCUUGAUUCCAUCACUAAUUCUUGUUGCUUCGAAAUUCCUUUUAGAAACACAUGGGAGGAAAUCAUCCUCAAUUGCUAUUCAUGAGGAAAGCCUAUAGAUUCUUUCUGAUAGAAAUAUUGCUGUCCUAAAGCUCUAUGCUUGACUAUUGCUUUUCUGAAUUUUCAGUUUGGUACCUUUCGAAAUAUUUUGUCUUCUUUGAUCUUCUUCUGAAAUAACUGCAUGCAUUUUGUUUCCGAGAGAUGCUGCUACAGAAGUGCGGCAUAAAAAUGAAGAGUGAGUUGCACGACAAGUUUAUACAAAAAAUUGCAUUCACCUAUUGUUUGUACGACUUUUCCAGCUUAUUCCUUACCCGUGAGAGGCCAUUCUAUUCAAAAUCACAAGUUUCUAGAACCGGAUUUCUACAAUAUCUAUUUCCUCAGUUUCUUCAGCUUUAGUUUUGAUUUUCACUUCCUGUACCAUCUGACAUGAAUACCAUGCCGUGUGAUGGAUUACACCGCUGUAGUUUCCCAAUUAAAGUUCCUCUGGCGUGAUGGUUAUCAUCUUCUUAGCUCAUUUGAUAUUGAUGUACAUAUAUCUGAACAUAAUAAUUUUAUUGAAUAGGGUGACCAUAUAGUUAUGAAACUUUUUAGGUGAGAAACAUCAAUUAGUUUUAUGCCUCUUUCUCAUUAGGCACUUAUCGUUUUCUUCACAUAGCUAUCUAAUAACGGCAUAACUGGAAUUAGUAGACUGCGGAUUAAUCAAUUUCAUGCCAUUGACCAGGUGGGAGUCAGUUCCAAUAAUUUUGGUGGAAAUGAAGAAUUCAGGCUAACUUUUUAUAAUUGACCAGAAAAUUAAUAUCUUAUGCGAUACGAGAUCAGUGGUUUAAUGUUCGAAGCAUUCUGACUGGUAUGCAGGUUUGUGAUUUUGGCUUGUCACGGUUGAAGCACAAUACAUUUUUAUCAUCAAAAUCCACAGCUGGAACGGUAAGAUCGAAUUCUACAGGAUCUUUGGAGUUCAACUGCUGCUGAUUAUUUCUACUAUUUUGGUGGCGAGUGUAAAUUCUUGGUUAGCUAAUUAAGGAACUUAACCUUUUCCCUGCAUAAAUUUCAUUGGGUACGUUAGCCGGAAUGGAUGGCACCGGAGGUUCUGUGCAAUGAACCAUCAAAUGAAAAGUAAGUUUGAUUCCUGACCUGUGACAAACUAUUUGAUGGUGUAUUUUGGCUUUGAUUCUUCACGUAAUUCACAAUCUUGGGAUUAAUUUCGUCAAUGCUACUAGAUUUGCAUUCUUAAACUUAUGAUAUCUGCGGGGAAAUCACUGUAGCUCUAAGUUCCAAAAAGAUAUUUGAGUUAUCAAUAAGAUUUCAUGAUCAGGAUCUCUAGAGAUUGCAUGCAGUAUGUCAGAAGAUAGGUUGCUAUUUCUUUGGCUAGUGGAUAAACAGUAAACUACUAAUAGCAUUCAGGAACUGAUUAAAAUACAGUCACUUCCUUUCCUUUUCAGCUGACAGUGUUUGUUGAAUAACAUGGGAAUUCUGGUAUUUUCAUGAUUUAAUUACUGUGAUGAAUGAAGCAUUUUGCCAAUUGCAUUCUACCAAACCAUGAACAUUGAUUCGUGAAAAUACGUAUUAUGCCUACUUCGAUGGAUCAAAAUUCUAGACACUUUUGAGAUUCUCAGUGCAACAGGGCUCACAUGUUCUAAUUUACGCAAGAAUUGUAGUCACUGUUAAUUUUUUCAUGUUUUAUCUCAGUGAGGCCGUCAUAUUCUUCGAUUCGCUUGGGCUAAUUCACUUGAAUGUUCUAUGUUCUGCAUGAACAAUCAAUUGUUUCAAUAUUUUUGAAGAUCCGCUUGUCCACAUUAAAAUCACCCCAACAAUUAAAAUUCAAAGUGCUUAAAUUUUACUGUUUUUUCUUUAAAACAUUGUGAAAUAACUGCUGUGAUUUUUAUUUAUAUUUUAUAAAAUGUAUUUUUAAAUGAUGGCUUAGGAUCCGUUUCCAGUAAGAGCUCAUUCUGUGGAUUCUUUCUUUCAACCUUGGUAGCUUUGAAAACCAGUAAAAACUUGCAUGUUUUGAAACGGGAUCCAUCUUCAUGUUAACAGGAUCCGUACAAUGUAUGUGGAGCCCUUAUCCAUUGUCAUUCAUGUGUUAUCUGCGUGUGUGCAUGUAUACAGAAAGUUGGGAGCAUCAGGAGUACAGAAGGAGAGAAAAAACUCAAUGGGGGAGAUAUUUACUUUCGUUUUGUCCACUAAAUUUUUUAGCAGCAUUGAUGGCUCACGUGGGUGAAUCUGGUUCAGAAAUGCUUCUAAGAUGGCUUGGAAUAUGGCUUGGAAUCUGGUUCAGCAUUGAUGGGAUUGAUUCAAACAUGAUUGCGAGGAAUAUGGAUGGCCUUGUCAAGUCUUGGACCAUGGACACAAUUUAUCCGAGAUGUGGCUUCCCUCAAAUAAACAACACUCAUUGGGAAGGACUGAAGUUCAGUUCUUUGAUGGUUUUUCCAUCCACGUGGCGUGUAGAGUAGCUUGAAGAAUCCCACCUAACGUUUUCAGCAAAGACCGAUUAUAUGCUAUUCGCUAAAGAUCUAGAUAGUGGUCACUGGAUAAAACAACCUCACUUGGGAUGUGCUGCAGAGUUUCUUCUCUUUGCUUCUUGUAGAGUAUCAAAGUUGAGCGGUUUUUUUACUCUGGUUUUCCAAGUUAUUCGCCAUGGAAUUGAUAAGAGUUAUCAGUCUAGAGCAUCUUUCUCAUCUUACAGUGAUGUUUUCUUAAUCCACAAUUAUAACAGCACCACUUGCCAGGCAACGUUUUGCUUCAUUGUUAGCUCAUUGUUUAUUUGGACAUAUUUGGUGUAAAUGAAGAGUGUGAGGUGUACUGUUUUGCAUCUUAAACGUCUUAUGCUUUCUUCAUUAUCUAGUCUGAACAACUUUCUUCCCUGUGACAUUGUUCUAGUCUGAACCACAGCCCCACUCUUUACUUACUAAAGCCUGGUUGUUCUCUGAAUGAUGAGAGAAGCCCCUAGAAAAAUCCGCUUUUCAGCUGAAUGUUUCUUUAUCAGAACAUAUUAUAGGCGUGUUAGUUUGGAUGAGUCUUCUAGGGAAUGCAAUUGUUUCCAAUUUGAACAUGGUAUUCUGAAUCACUGUAAAUGUUUCUUGAAAUGUUCUGCAGGUGUGAUGUCUAUAGCUUUGGGGUCAUUUUGUGGGAGCUUGCAACAUUGAUGAUGCCGUGGAGAGGGAUGAACCCUAUGCAGGUGGUGGGCGCCGUCGGUUUCCAGAAUCGACGUCUUGACAUCCCAAGGGAGGUUGAUCCUUUAGUCGCUAGGAUUAUCCGGGAAUGCUGGCAGACGUAAGUAUCUAUUUGCAUAAUAACAAGGUUUUGGGAAUAUUUUCCAAUAACUGGCGCUGGCGUGUGGCUGUUUUACGUUAGAAAUAAUCUGCUGCAUGUGUCAAAAUCUUGCCCUUAUCAUCUGAACUCUGAUCUUAUAAUUCUUGUCAAGUUGCCAAUGCCUACAUAGCUAAUUCCCGUGAAUAUCCUAGAAAAUAAUUCAAAUCGAAGACAGCCCUGUCCCAGCUGAGAGGUUGGAAUCUAGCUUCUGACAGCGCGUCUGAAUCACGAGUGGGAUACCAGAAUUUAAAGAAGUUAUUGAGGAGAUUAAUAAGUGACAAUCUUUUAUUCAUUCAUUCAUUCAUUCAUCCCCUUGUUCAAUCUUUGAUUCCAUCUCCUGCAAUGCAAUCACUGUUCUUUUUUUCUUCUCUUCUCUUCAGAGACCCGAGCCUGCGCCCUUCCUUUGCGCAGCUGAUGACCGCUCUCAAGCCGCUGCACCAGCUCGUCAUCUCCUCCCGCACGGACUCCCCCCCGCCGCCCCAACAAUUGUGA
This is a messenger RNA of Spirodela intermedia, 17365 nucleotides long. NCBI's taxonomy places the organism in Eukaryota, Viridiplantae, Streptophyta, Magnoliopsida, Alismatales, Araceae. The record is from the annotation of a GenBank genome assembly.